Messenger RNA from Mangifera indica (mango), 1556 nucleotides. RefSeq names its product probable protein S-acyltransferase 16. The record is from RefSeq and is a predicted model, not a curated record. NCBI's taxonomy places the organism in Eukaryota, Viridiplantae, Streptophyta, Magnoliopsida, Sapindales, Anacardiaceae. Gene Ontology annotation, molecular function: palmitoyltransferase activity.
UCAAAGACCAUCCAAGUAAAAUUUUGAAAUACCAUUUAGAAUAGUACCCGUCACCGGCUCUAAAUCAUUUUGCUGUUUCCCCUUCAUUUUAAAAAAUUCCACGGAGACGCCGUCGUUUCUCAGCGCCGGUGGCUCCGUCACAAAGACAAUGAAGCAAGGCGUCAAUUUCUCUCUACCUGUGACCGUCGUCGUUUUGGUCAUCUCUUACGUAUACUUUACCACUGUUUUCAUUUUUAUAGAUCAAUGGUUCGGUCUCAUGUCUUCUCCUGGCAUCAUGAACGCCGUCGUUUUCACCUCCUUGGCCCUUAUGUGUAUGUUCAGCUAUGCUGUCGCUGUCCUUAGGGAUCCGGGUCGGGUCCCCUCCAAUUAUAUGCCCGAUGUUGAAGAUGAUCAAAACACAAUGCAUGAGAUCAAGCGCAAGGGAGGAGAUUUGAGGUAUUGCCAAAAGUGUUCCCACUAUAAACCUCCUCGUGCACAUCAUUGCCGUGUUUGCAAAAGAUGUGUUCUGCGAAUGGACCACCAUUGCAUUUGGAUAAGUAAUUGCGUUGGUCAUGCAAACUAUAAAGUCUUCUUCAUCUUUGUUUUGUAUGCCGUAGUGGCAUGCAUCUACUCACUGGUUUUGCUUGUGGGUAGCCUAUCUACCGAUCCUCACAAGGAUGAGGAACAAAGUAGAGGAUCCAUCAGAACUGCUUACGUCAUUUCUGGACUGUUGCUAGUCCCCAUAAGUGUGGCACUGACUGUUCUUUUAGGUUGGCAUAUCUACCUCAUUUUGCAAAACAAAACCACUAUAGAGCAUUAUGAAGGAGUGAGAGCUUUGUGGCUUGCAGCGAAAGGUGAUGUUUAUAAGCAUCCUUAUGAUCUGGGUGUCUAUGAAAAUCUGACAACUGUACUUGGUCCAAGUAUCUUCAGCUGGGUGUGUCCCACAUCAAGACAUAUUGGUUCUGGUCUCCAAUUCCGCACUACCAAUGAUAAUGCAGCUGGUGCAUCUGUGCUAAAAUAGUUAGAAGAUUGCUUGGCCUGACAUCCCCAUUGGAAGUAACAAAAUUUGCAACUUCUUAACCAUCAAAAGCUGGGUGAAUGCCAAUAUCUGAUAAUGUUCCCAGCUUCUUUCUAGUGCCUUAACUUGUGUGCUAUUCUGUUUUGGAUUCAGGCAGACGGCAAGAUCAUGAUGAUCAGUCUGGGACAUUUGUAAGUGUUCUAUUGCAAGGUAGUUGAGUUGAGGAGGCGGCAUUUUGUAAGAUAGUCUUCUUCUACAGCCGAUGUGACGGGUACUUUCAUUUUCAUUUUAAUUUUCAUUUUGAUUUUCAAGUAUAGAGUUUGCUGACAGAUACGGCCACCAACUGAUACAUGAUGUACAAGAAGGAAGCAGAAAUGGCUAGAUUGAGCUAUCCUUUCCUCAAUAUAACUGUAAUCCUUUUAACCUGAACGAAACAAAUCUUCUGUAAACUUUGUCGUCCUUAAAUGUUUUGUUUUCAUCCAUGGAUGUGACUUGUUUGUUGCAUGAUUUUAUCAACAUUUAAUGUUGGUUGAUAAUGGAGGGACCAAUAUGUUUCUCA